UCCGAAAUUCAGGUUGUUUAAUUUUUUCUGAUCCGGAAGAAGUUUUCUGCGAUUUACUUCGUAAGUUUCACUUCCGGUGUGAGGAAUAACUGGGACAAGGGAGGUACAGCGGUGGCAGGCCUUGGAGCGGGAGAGGCUGGGGGAAUAAUGUGAAUUUGCCGAUUCCUUUUAGGAAUGUUGCUGUAUCUUUGAACUCUCUUUAAAUUCCCUUUCUGCAACUUUUCAACUCUCCUCUCAUCUGUUUGAAAAUUGGUGAGUUCAUCACCUUUUUGCAUCAUGAGUACAAAUGGUAAUUUCCUUAUCAAAGAAGAAAUGGACAGUGACAGUUACAUUCAAUUUGAUGUCCCAGAAUACAGCAACACUGUCCUAAGCCAGCUAAAUGAACUUCGUCUGCAAGGCAAGCUGUGUGACAUCAUUGUUCACAUCCAGGGCCAGCCUUUUAGGGCUCAUAAAGCUGUUCUGGCUGCUAGUUCUCCCUACUUCAGAGACCAUUCUGCAUUAACCACCAUGAGUGGUUUAUCAAUAUCAGUUAUAAAAAACCCCGAAGUUUUUGAGCAGUUACUUUCAUUUUGUUACACUGGGAGAAUGUCUUUACAACUUAAGGAUGUUGUAAGCUAUCUUACUGCUGCUAGCUUUCUGCAGAUGCAGUGUGUCAUUGAUAAAUGCACUCAUAUUUUGGAGAGUAUUCAUUCAAAACUUAGUCUUGCUGGUGCUGAUUCGUCUGCUGUUGGUCAUGACGACAACCCAGGAGCCCAUAAUGGGAUUAAUGAUAGUAGCCACUUUAUAAAUCCAGUGGAGAUAUCACCACCAUAUUAUUCUCAUUCCAGGCAGUCUGCUGUAACUAAUGAUCUAAGAAUGGAUAUAGCGUCUGGUAAAGGUCUGCGUAGUCGUUUGCAGGAAGAGGGGCAUUCAGAUCGUGGCAGCACUGGUAGUGUUUCAGAACAUGAAGUUCAAAUGGAAGGUGAUCAUGAGCAGGGAGAAGUGAUGGCAAAAGAGAGUCAAACUGCAGAAGUGAAAGUGAAACUAGAAAAAUCCGACCGACCCAGUUGUUCCGAUAGCUCUUCUGUCGGUGAUGAUGGAUACCAUACAGAAAUGGUUGAUGGUGAGCAGGUAAUGGCUGUAAAUGUUGGAUCUUUUGGCUCUGUAGUUCAGCAUACUUAUCAAUAUGCUGCAGCUGCUUCACAGACUAGUAAUAUGUCUGAACCUUAUGGAAGCCUUAGUAGCUCAAGCCCUUCAAGAUCCAUGUUAAGCAACCUGCGAGGUGGCAGGGCACGACAGAAACGAAGUAUACAGUUACCAGGAGAAAUUCAGGGUAUUGUACAGGGAACUGAAAAUGAUGCUGCUUUAACUAACCCAGGAUUUGAAAACAGUGUAAGAGAAAGGCAUGUACGAGGGCACUGGUAUCCUUACAAUGAAAGACUUAUUUGCAUUUAUUGUGGGAAGUCAUUUAAUCAGAAAGGCAGCCUUGAUAGGCAUAUGCGACUUCACAUGGGAAUAACACCUUUUGUUUGCAGGUUUUGUGGCAAGAAGUAUACUCGCAAGGACCAGCUUGAGUAUCAUAUUCGUGGCCAUACAGAUGACAAACCUUUCCGAUGUGAAAUCUGUGGAAAAUGUUUUCCAUUUCAGGGCACUCUAAAUCAGCAUUUGAGGAAAAAUCAUCCUGGAGUUACAGAACUGAAAAAUCGUGUAGAAUCACCUGAAAGAACAGAGGCAUACAUGGAACAGAAAGAGUUGGAUGACGCUUCAGCUUCUGAAACUAAUAUGAAUUCUAGUAUGGACAUUCAUUCAAUGUCUAACAUAGCUGAUUAAAUAUGGACAUUAAAUUGAAUUAAAACAAAGCACACUGAUCAAGAAGUAUUAGGUUUACUUCAGUAGUAUUCGUAUUCAUCCUUCCAUGAAACUAAUGCAUUCACUUACCUCUAAUUUCGUGCCCUCCUAAGAUGCUUGUUAAAGUUGUAUUUGUUUAUGCAUAAAGGACACAUUUAAAUUUUGGCUGUUGCUGAAAUGCAAAAAGCUUUUAUGAGCAAAACAGUACUGACUUGUUAAAGUGAUCUUGAAAGGGCCAUGAAAUGCCACGUUUUUUAAAGAUUGUCACUAAAACUCAAGGUUCUCACUCAGUAUGCUUUUAUGUUUGGAAUGCCUGUAUGAAUGGUUUAGUUUCUGAAUUCCUCUUCAGUGAGACUUUCAGCUAUGUAUAGAUUGUACUAUAUGUUUUUAGACUGCUAUUUCUUGGUUUAUAAGAUGCACAAUAUUUUAUUUUAUAGGAACACACAUUGGAAGAGUAAAGCUGUAUUUUAUUCAAGAUAACUCACUCUACAGUACACCAUUAUAAGCCUUUUGAAUAUGCCAUGAGUGUGAAACUGUGUGUUUAAAAUGUCAUGCAGAAUGGUGUCCGUAUACAUUUUGCAGUGAUACAAAAACGUGUGCUAUCACCCUGAAAAGUAUAUAGCAUUUAAACAUAUUUUUUAUAGUUUAACAAAUCUCUGCUGUUUACUGCAGAAGUGGUAGAAAUGUGUAGUGCAUCUCCUUUGCACUUAGUUGGUAGCAGUUCAGAAAUCUUAUGGAUCCUUAAAGCUUAAGUGACAUGUCUGCAGCAAAAGUUCAGUAGGGUUACUGACUUUCACACGGUUUUCAGAUUUUGAUGCCAAACCCAAAACUGGAGGCCAAACAUUAUUAAGGCAAGUUUUUCAAUUGCCAUUUUCAUUAGGGAAAAAAAACUGCCCUAUAUUAACCAGGAAGAUGAUUUGCACGCUGCAGAAAAGUUGUUUGGACUCUGUAGGUUUAGCUGUGUGAAUAAUGUAUGUAAUUUUUCUUUUUGAAAUGUUAGUGAUAUCAGUCUUUCUUGGAUGUGGAGGUCUAGAGGAAUUUGAGAUUUGUGGGCAUGAGAGGAGUGAAAUGAGCAGAGUCAGCAAGGGUGAGGCUUUGCUGAGCAAAUUUUUUUUCUGAAACUGCAUUUAGUGCAAAGGAAAAGCCAUAACUUCUGUUCACUUUCUUUUAAAGUGGUUGUCGCUUCCUGUUUUACAGCAAAGGUGCAACAGUUUACUAUGGCAGUUGGUUUGUAAUGUUUAUCAUGAAACUAGAAUUCUUGUUAAAUUUUCUUUAAAAAGCUCCCAAGGCUGACUUAUGAUUUCAUUGUCUUAUAUAGUUCCUCUACCCAAGGUAUCUAUAAUCCAGAAUGCUGCUGAUAAAUUGUUUAGUAUUGCUCUUUCCAAGUACCUGAAGUCAGCACUGGUGAGUUAAUAGCAGAAGUAGGACUGAUCUGGACAAAAAAUGCAUUCGGUACACUGUACUAGUGCUUAUUAAACUAGUAGCAAAAUGUGUAAUGUCAAACUAAGAAUUUUAUUCUGCAUUUGAAAAGGCAGGAUUUUUCCUGUUUUGUUGCACAACUGCUGUAAAUAGGGAAACACUUUUUGAAUGCUAGGUCUCUUGACCAAAGGUGGUUUAUUUAUUGUCGUAUGUGGUGCUAUUUUUCUGUUCAUUCAUGUUAGGUCAGUAUACUAUAGGAAAUGUGAAAUAUUUUCUCAAACCUACUGGUAACAGUGAAGUAAAGAGCAAUCAUGCUUUUUCUGAUGAAGAGUUGACAACUAAAAGAAACCUCAUUGAACACAUAUCAGGAAAACUACUACUGUUUUUAAUGUUUGAGUCAGACCAAAAUGUGCAAAAAACUUUAUCAAGUUGUUGUUUUUCAGUAAUGUAUUAGUUUGCAGAAAGCAGGUGUUAAAUUUUCGAAGCCCCAUACACUCAAAAUAACUUUGUAAAGUAAGUGAACUUAUUUAAGGACCCCCUCCCCUUUUUUUUAUUUAACCAAAGAGUGACUUCACCAAAAGUAAAAAGUUACAAUGCAUUGGCAUUUAGAAAUGUGCUGUAUGAAAAGGAAGCCAAGUUUCUCUAUUUUAUUGGUUGUUAUAACCAUAUGGGGCUGUUAAUGUGGCAAUUAAUUGCCUUCUGAACUUCAGAAGGUCAUGUCUGAUGAACUUGGUCCUAUAUUUUCAUGGCAUACUGUUCACUUUUUCCACUGCUAGCAGUGUUAAGGGUAUCAAGCCAUAACACAUUUAACUAUAUCUUAAGCAGUAUUUCAGAAACUUUAAAUUGAGCCGGUAUAGUUUUGCAAUAGACUUUGUUUAUUUUUAGUAAAGUUGUGUUUUAAGUUGGAGAGACAGAUUUGGCAUCAGCAAUGAAAUUGUGCCUUGUUCUGUAACAUUAUUCUCUUGCAUUUAUAAAGUGUGUGACAAAAGGUGUUCUGCAGCUCAUCUGUGGUUGAUUUUAAUAUCUGAACAAUUUCAGUAGAGUAUGGUCUAUGAAUAUUUCAGACCUGCUUUGGCAGUGAAAUAUACAUGUUUUCUUAGGGUAAUCAGUUAAAAAUGUAAUGUUUUUGUUAGGUUGAACUAGUACUGUUCAUUUCAUUUUUAAUUAAGUGCAGAAUCAGAAUAUAAGUACAUUAGUAAAGUCAUGCAUUAAUAAAAUACUGAAUUCAGAUAGGUGAGUUCAUAACUGAGUCCCUUAUGAGUUUUUAUGUAUGUAUAUUACAAAAAUUGCUAAAGCUGCAUCUUUUACAUGCUUAAAAUAACUAUGUACUGUGAAAAAGAACAUAUUGUUGUAGUGUUUGUACUUUGGUUUUUAGUUUUUAUUUUCAGUGUAACUGAUGCAGUGUGUAAAUGUAUAACUAUUAUUUUUUGUAAAUAUUUACAGUACAUAAAACAUUUUAAGAUUGUUCA
Molecule: messenger RNA, 4715 nt
Organism: Protopterus annectens (West African lungfish)
Lineage: Eukaryota; Metazoa; Chordata; Ceratodontiformes; Protopteridae
Gene: ZBTB34
Product: zinc finger and BTB domain containing 34
Exons: 3
Coding region: 277-1809 (510 amino acids)
Biological process (GO): regulation of transcription by RNA polymerase II
Molecular function (GO): protein binding; DNA-binding transcription factor activity, RNA polymerase II-specific; RNA polymerase II cis-regulatory region sequence-specific DNA binding
Source: RefSeq, a predicted model, not a curated record